UCCAGGGUGAAGGUUCUGGGUCAAGGAGGCAGAGGAUGAGUGGGUGGGCUCUCUGUCAGCUGCAGGUGGUCCUUUACAGCUUCGAGGUGUCAGCGUCAAGAGGUCUCAUUUUCCUUUGUGGACCCGGUCAUGUCCCUCCUGGCCCUGGGAUGACAACAAAAAUCAUUCAUUUUAUGGUCAACGGGAGGCUGGAGCAGGCCGAGUUUGGAGCCGACUGCUCUGCUGCUGACGUCAAAGAUCUGUUCCGGGCGGCUGCAGAAGCCGGUCCUCACCACAUCCUAAAGAUGUACGACACCAACGGCAGCCUGGUGAACAUCUCGCCCCGACUGGAAGCCAACAGUGAGGACUCGUACUACAGACUGGAGGUGGUGGCCACCGAUCUGCAGAGUGUGGGGAUGCCGACAGAGCUGGACGACAUGGAGUCCAGGCUGCAUCACCUGGAGAGUAAAGUCAUCGGAGACGUGGGGAAAACUGCAGACAUCAUGUGUGAGCUGAAGAGCCAGGUGGAGUCUUUCAAGAGGAAGCUGGAGAGUGUGCAGCACCUGAGCUGGAUGGGUCUGUUUAAAGAAGACAGCCAUUGUCAGCUCUCCAGACUGUCCCAGAAACCCACGACGCCGAAGCUGAGCGUGGAGGAGGAGCGCCAACAAGUCCGCAGGAAGUUCAUCAACAUGAGCUCGCUGCAGGUGACGGAGAAAGUGAGAGAGCACCUGAAAACUCCCAUCUUUGAUAACUGGCAGUGGGAGGAGGCCGAGAUGCUGGUGCUCCUCCAGGUGAUGUUCACAGACCUGGACUUCCUGACCGAGUUCCACAUCCAGCUGGACGUCCUGCAGAACUUCCUGUUCGAGGUGUACUGCCACUACAACAGCAUCCCCUUCCACAACUUCCAGCACUGCUUCUGCGUCACUCAGAUGAUGUACGGUCUGAUCUGGCUCACAGACCUCAGGAGUAAACUCUCCAGACUGGACCUGCUGAUCAUGCUGACCUCGGCUCUGUGCCACGACCUCGACCACCCCGGCUACAACAACGUCUACCAGAUCAACGCUCAGACCGACCUGGCCAUACGCUACAACGACAUCUCCCCGCUGGAGAACCACCACUGCGCCGUCGCCUUCGGCAUCCUGUCCAAGCCGGAGUGCAACAUCCUCAAAAACCUGAGCUAUGAGCAGUACAAGCUCAUCCGAGGAGGCAUGAUCAAGUGUAUCCUGGCUACAGACAUGGCCAGACACAACGAAAUCCUCAACAAGUUUAAGACGAUGCAGCCGGAGUUCGACUUCAACAACAAGGAUCACAAAGAAGUGCUGAUGAAGAUCAUGGUGAAGGUGAGCGACAUCUCCAACGAGGCGAGGCCGAUGGCCGUGGCCGAGCCGUGGCUGGACUGUCUGCUGGAGGAGUUCUUCAACCAGAGCGACACGGAGAAACUCAAAGGACUUCCUGUGACUCCGUUCAUGGACCGAGACAAAGUGUCCAAACCGUCCUCUCAGACCAACUUCAUCCGCUUCGUCCUCCUGCCGCUCUUCACCGAGCUCACCAAGCUGUUCCCUUGUCUGGAGCAGCAUAUUCUGGAGCCGGUGCGGCGGGCCCUGGAGUAUUACUCCGGCUUAGAGAGAGCUGGAAAAGAAGAGGAGCAGACGACCAAAGCCUGAAGAAGAAGAGGCGGUUCC
Messenger RNA from Cheilinus undulatus (humphead wrasse), 1661 nucleotides. Its product is annotated as high affinity cGMP-specific 3',5'-cyclic phosphodiesterase 9A-like. The record is from RefSeq and is a predicted model, not a curated record. Gene Ontology annotation, molecular function: 3',5'-cyclic-GMP phosphodiesterase activity. The coding region runs from base 36 to 1643 and encodes 535 amino acids. Gene Ontology annotation, biological process: cGMP catabolic process. The transcript has 14 exons. NCBI's taxonomy places the organism in Eukaryota, Metazoa, Chordata, Actinopteri, Labriformes, Labridae.